Molecule: messenger RNA, 1471 nt
Organism: Rattus rattus (black rat)
Lineage: Eukaryota; Metazoa; Chordata; Mammalia; Rodentia; Muridae
Product: trafficking protein particle complex subunit 3-like protein
Exons: 5
Coding region: 1169-1414 (81 amino acids)
Biological process (GO): endoplasmic reticulum to Golgi vesicle-mediated transport; intra-Golgi vesicle-mediated transport
Cellular component (GO): TRAPP complex; cis-Golgi network membrane; cytosol
Source: RefSeq, a predicted model, not a curated record
ACAAUGGGAGGGAGGGUUGUGGGGGGAGUUCAUGAACUCACCUGUGACUGAUACCUGUGUAGAAGAGCCACUUCAUCUCUUAUUGGAAUCACAUCAGAGGGAGCUGACGUAUAGCAUGGAAAUCCAGCUAGCAUCUCUUCCCGUUUGCUAGGAGUGAAAUUGGCAAACAUCGGGUACUGGUCCACAGAGGCGAACUCACUUGCUGCACAUUCAUAGUAGGUACCUGUCAGCAGGGUCACUGUCAGCCAUGUCAGCGGAGCGACCAGAGCCCUCCCAGUGAUGUUGAAGAACAUGAGGCAGGCCAGCCUCCUCUCCAAAGGGCUGCUUCUCCGAUAUGGAGGGGUACAGCUACAGCAGCAGUACUCGCUGGCAACUGCCCACAUUUGACCUCGUAGAGCAUAGCCAGCAAUCAGAAGGAUCAAGGCAGGAACCACAAGAAAAGCUGAACCGUAAUAGAAAUUUUUUCCAACUUGACACGGACAACUGAACGUGUAAGAGGAGAAUAGUUGCUGCCCACAAACAGUCAAAAUCGCUAUCAAAGAAUUGAUGCACGGUUCACUUCUGAGCAGAGAAGAUGGAAUACAGUUCAGAUCUGGGCUCAUUGUGGAAGCUCUGACACAGCCAGCUGGUGGCCCUUUCUGAUGGCUAGACUACCAGCUAGGACCAUUUUAUAGGAUAGCACUGGUUUAACUGGUUGUGUCAAGUAACCCAGACAUCCUUGUAUGUUUAAAGGAUUCUAAGACUCUUCUCAUGUACUUUGUGAAUCCUGAGCUAAUAAAUUCACACCAGAUAGUAGCUGGGAGAGAGAGAGAAGGGAUCUCAGUUUUGUUUGAAAAGAGAACUCGGAGUCUCAUCAGGAAUGACCACAGCACACUUGCCAGACAGAGUCCCUCCAUCUUUCAGUGCACCACUUUGUACCACAGAAAAUGUUAAGCAUCAGACAGCAUGGCCUAAGAAGCAAAGCAGAGACACUCUUAUCUCAGUGACAGAUUCUCCAGACAAAGCAUUACAAAACACAGAGAAAUGCAAAGAGCAAAGGUAGCAGAGCACACUCCUGCAUCAAAGCAAGGAAGAACUCACUAAGACAAAGACCGGAGAGGACUACUGAUGUGCAUCUAAGUCACAGAUGGAAGGAAAGCACUGAAGAUCUCCCCACCCACCAGGAGAGAUGUCUCGUCCUGCACACAAAAGGCCAGAAUAUCACAAAAUAAACAAAGACCUUCUUGUGCUCACCUAUGGAGCUCUGGUUGCCCAGCUAUGCAAGGAUUAUGAAAAAGAUGAGGAUGUGAACAAAUACUUGGAUAAAAUGGGUUACAGUAUUGGAACACGGCUGGUGGAAGAUUUUUUGGCUCGAUCCUGUGUGAGAAGAUGCCAUAGUUAUUCAGAAAUUAUCGAUAUAAUUGCCCAGGCUUGAAAUCUGAAAAGGAAUGACUUUAAAAGCUGAUUAGGACUUAAUUCUAAAGUCAUGUUU